AUGGCUGGAUAUAAAAGAAAUCAAGAAAUAUUUCAAACAUCCAACUCUAAUGAUAAUGAGAAUAAUUUAAUUGCUACUAGCAGUAGUGGAGCUCAACAAACAAAACAUCGACGCACAGAAAAUUAUGAUAAAGAAAGCAUUUGUUGGAAAUAUUUUGAACCAUUUAAGGUCCCAAAGGAGAAUGGUACAUUAACAAAAUGUACAAUUACUGGAUGCACUACAAGUUACAUAUGUAUUAUUGAUGAUUUAAAAUCUGCUGGAUUUGUUAAUCCAAAUAUUGAACUAUCUAGUUCUAAUAUCAUAGAAGAGCAAAUAAAUAAAGCAUACAAUCGUUUAUUCCUUCAAUUAAAGUUAAAAGCUCAGCAAGCAAAAUCAAUUAUGCUCUCAAUUUGUGAAAUUGAACCAGAUGAUAGGAUUGAAGAAUCCUAUGUAGUAAUCACUUGUAAUUGGCUAACUAAAGACUUUGAAUUUCAUAAAAUCUUAUUUUUUGCAAAAAAAUGGUUCUCUAAUAUAGACCAAAAAGAUUAUUAUAAAGAUAUUAUAGAAGCUUUAUUAAAAUUGGAAUUUGCUAAUUUGAAAUUUUAUAAUGAUAACUUAGGUUAUUUUUUCGAUACAUUAUGGGAGUGUGAAGAAGACGAAUAUCAAAACCUUGUGCGAAAUCUUACACAAUUGCAUGAUGAUAAAAAUAAUUAUUUUCAUCAUUUAAGAUACUUAAUAUAUAGGAGCUUAGCUGUAAAAAACGUUAAUACCCAAGGAAUGUCUGAAAUUUCAAAAGCUUUUGUUAAUGCUACUAGAAAUCUUGAGAGUGUAAUAAAUUUUUUAAAGGAUAGUAGAGUACAAAGAGAAAUUCAAAAUAUGCAACUAAUGUUUGAUUAUUCGACAAUUAUUGACAUUCAAAAUGCAGGAAAAAUUAAUUGUAGCUACUGGGGCUGUAUCUAUCAUAAGAUAGCAUUUCUUAAACUAAUGGAAAAACCUUUUAUACAAUUAAUUACUAAUUAUAAUAAUUAUGAAAAUGCUUAUAUCAGGAAAAAUGGCAAAGACUUUAAGGAACUUAUGCUAGAUUCUUUGCCAUUUGGCAUAUUUUCUAAUUUAUUGCAAGUACUUAAACCUUUCGAACAUAUUACAUGUAAAUAUCGUGUAAUAUCUACGAAAUAUUAUGAGGAUUUAAUAGAUAAAAUUAGCAUUAACGCAAAUAAUAUGUUGAAGGAACUUCAAUUUAGUAAAGAUUUAGAACACGAAUUCCUUGAAUCAUUUCUAAUAUCUUUAUGCUAUGAGGAUAAUAGCUUAUUUAUUAAGCAGCUAGCUUCGUUUUUAGAUCCACGUUCUAAACCAGAUGAAAUUUCACCUGUAAAUUUUUCUAUGAUUAAAGAAUUUACACUAAAAAAAUGCCAAACAUAUUAUUUAGACCAUAUUUUUUUGGGCAAUUUGGAUAAAUCAAUGCAAGCAGCAAACGAAGAGUUGAAAUGUUAUAUUAAUCGCCCACAAUUAUUAUUAGAUAAUGAUAUUGAUCCGUAUGAGUGGUGGCAAGGUUCAAAACAAAUGCUUCCUGGACUAGCUGUGCUUGCAAGAGAAUAUUUACCUACACUACCUACUAUGUAUGAUGAUGAUCCAGUAACAAAUCUAGAUAAACUUAUAAACACUUAUGGUGAGGACAUGUCAGAAAAAAUGGCUUUUUUACAAUAUAACAUGAAGUAUAUUGAUCUAUAUUUAUAA
This is a messenger RNA of Cetraspora pellucida, 1713 nucleotides long. The record is from the annotation of a GenBank genome assembly. NCBI's taxonomy places the organism in Eukaryota, Fungi, Glomeromycota, Glomeromycetes, Diversisporales, Gigasporaceae.